AUGACAACAACCAACAACGCAACCUUGUCGACGGUCAAAGGAAUAACUGACAAAUGGUUCCACGCCCUGCUCUGGGUUCUUCUGGCAGUUGGCAUCGCAGGCAACAUGUUCGUCAUCCUGUGGCGCUGCUGUAAGAAAAACGGCAAAUUCUAUUUCCUCUCCGUCGUCAUAGUGAGUCUGGCCGUCGCCGACUGGCUCUUUUGUUUUCACUUCGUGCUACAAGAGAUUCUGCUCGUGGGCGUCGUCUUCAAUGGCGACCAUCGAAAUCAGACGUUUACUCGAGUGGACGCGCACGUGUGUCUCGCGAGCACUUUUACCUUCUACGUGUCUUGUAACGCUAGUGCUUUCACAGCCACGGGCAUCGCUGUCUACACUCUCUUCGCUGUAAAAGGACGGAAGAGUGACAAAGUUCUUUCCGUCUUCAUUGUGAUCUGUUGGGCGGUUUCCGUCGCUUUGGCGGGGUGGGGAACGUCACAUCUCAAAGUGUUCCUUGAAGAUCACAAACUGGACCGCGACAUACCAUCGGACAUCUACUCUCUGGAUGUCAUGUUUGGCUGCAUGGGAGACCGCAAUAUGAUCAUCGUCCCGAGCAUUAUCGCAUCGCUAAAUUUUGUCGCGGCGACGGUUUGCUGUGUUCUGUACCUUAUGGUGUGCUCGACGCUCAGGAAGACGGUUGUAAGUUUUGAGAACACGGAGUUGAAGCAUCUGAAGGUGCGACUGGCCGUCAUUGCGUUGAUGAAUGUCUUCUGCUGGUGGCCGGCCUGUGUGUUGUACUUGUACAGCACGAUCAGCGGCAAGACAGUUUUUGAAGGAAGCGUAGACCCGGAUAUAACAAUUCCCGCCUUUUUGUUGGCAGCCACGGUGAGCGCCGCAAAUCCGGUAAUCUACACGUUUGCAUCCAGAGGUCUUCUUAAAUUUGUGAGGCGCGUGUGUGCUGUGUGUGUAAAGAGGGGGGCCGAGGAGAGACGACCGUUUCUUGUUGAGGAGUUUGCUGACGGAGAUGUCCAGGCUCCUGACUGUUGCCGAUGGAAAUACCAAAUACGGGAGCUCCCGACGGUGACCAACGAAACCGAACAGUCUUCGUUGUUCUCGGACUCGACAAACCGCGUUACACGAGUAGAGUCUGGGUGGCAGGAUGAUAACUAAUGACAAUGGUGAAAAAAUUCAAAUUGACGUAGAUGAAUGGCAAUAACGUUGUUUGUCUGACAAAAACAGUGUUACUAUAACUUUGACAAGGUUAUGAAUAUUUGACAAGGUUGUGCUUUAAAUACAACUGAU
Corticium candelabrum is the source of this 1278-nucleotide messenger RNA. RefSeq names its product sphingosine 1-phosphate receptor 3-like. Gene Ontology annotation, cellular component: plasma membrane. Bases 1 to 1146 code for a protein of 381 amino acids. The transcript has a single exon. Gene Ontology annotation, biological process: G protein-coupled receptor signaling pathway. Gene Ontology annotation, molecular function: G protein-coupled receptor activity. The record is from RefSeq and is a predicted model, not a curated record. NCBI's taxonomy places the organism in Eukaryota, Metazoa, Porifera, Homoscleromorpha, Homosclerophorida, Plakinidae.